Molecule: messenger RNA, 1555 nt
Organism: Tachysurus vachellii
Lineage: Eukaryota; Metazoa; Chordata; Actinopteri; Siluriformes; Bagridae
Gene: stard10
Product: StAR related lipid transfer domain containing 10
Exons: 6
Coding region: 533-1333 (266 amino acids)
Molecular function (GO): lipid binding
Source: RefSeq, a predicted model, not a curated record
UGUGCGCGCACGGGGAGACCUAACCAGCGGCGGCGGAUGGUUCUCCCACUCAGCGCUCGCGCUCGACCACCACACAGAGCUGCGGUGUUUUUUUUUUCCGCCUCCGCUUCCCUACCGGAGCUGUUUACCGUCUGCCGCGCACUCUGUCGGGAUAAAGGGCGUUAAUUCGUCUUUUACAGUGUUAGAACAAGAGCCAUUUCAGCGAUUAAAUCCAGAGCGUUCGCGUGCGUUUGUGAAGCUCGUUAGGUUUUGCUGACCGACACUAAUUGAGAGUCACGAGACGCGCGCGCACCGGACGCCGCUUGUUUAGAAAUUCUGCGCUCGCGACGCUUUAUCUGCCAGCAAUAAAACUUACACAACGUCACGGUGACGGUUUCCCACAGAUUAAGAUAUACACACUAAGAAAAAACUAAAUCAGAGCAAGGGUUUAAACCAUUAACCCGGUUUAGUUUGACGCAGGAUCCGGUUUCAGCGCCUGCUUCCGUUAUUGUUGGAGCGCACGAGCUAAUAGCACUCGGAGUGUUUAGGAAAGAUGUCCGGUGAAUCGGUUCUGAUCCCGGAUGACCAAGCCUUCAACAACUUCAAACACGAGUGUGUGUUGGAUGAAGGAUGGAGUCAGACUUACAACAAGUCCGGCAUCACGGUUCUGAUUCAAAUCCUGGAGGAGGAGAAAUCGCUCCACAAAAUCAAGUGUCGGAUGGUGUGUAAGGAUGUUUCUGCAGAAACCAUGUACGAUGUGCUCCAUGACAUCGAUUAUCGGCGAAAAUGGGAUUCGAAUGUUAUCGAGACCUUUGACAUCGGCAAACUAACAGUGAACGCAGAUGUUGGCUACUAUUCCUGGAAGUGCCCUAAACCCCUUAAGAAUCGAGAUGUGAUCACUCUUCGCUCUUGGCUGCAUAUAGGAAACGAUUACAUCAUAAUGAACUACUCUGUCAAACACCCAAAAUACCCCCCGAAGAAGGACAUGGUGCGGGCCGUCUCCAUCCAGACAGGUUACCUCAUCCAGAGCAACGGUCCUGCUAGCUGUACCUUAAUUUACCUGGCACAGGUUGACCCUAGAGGUUCUCUUCCUAAGUGGGUGGUGAAUAAGUCUUCCCAGCUUCUGGCUCCUAAAGCAAUGAAGCGUAUUGCGCGAGCUUGUGUGAAGUACAGCGACUGGAAGAAGAAACACAGUCCUGACUUUAAACCAUGGCUUUUCCCAGAGCAGAGUCGUCUGAGCAGCAUGGCUCUCUCUGAGCUCUCUCUGCAACACACAGACUCACUCGAGAACAUUGAUGAGAGCACACUGAGUGAGAGCAGGGAUGACCGUGCUGAACACAGUGAUGAUGACUGAGACAUACACACACACUACAUAGUUUGGACCACUGCCAACUUCUUGUCCUUUUUCAGAAGUGUCCUUUACUCCGAUUCCCAUGAUCCUUUAGUUGGAUGAUGUUUCUUCCCCUGUUUCAGCAUGCUCCAUACAUAAAGGGCACUGAGAGCACACACACACAUGCAACAUCUUCCGUUAAGGUGCCACUAAAGUGAUAAUAAAUAAAUCAUUUUUUCUCCUUGA